Sciurus carolinensis (gray squirrel) is the source of this 3882-nucleotide messenger RNA. RefSeq names its product protein C receptor (gene Procr). The record is from RefSeq and is a predicted model, not a curated record. The transcript has 4 exons. Gene Ontology annotation, biological process: negative regulation of coagulation. Lineage: Eukaryota; Metazoa; Chordata; Mammalia; Rodentia; Sciuridae. Gene Ontology annotation, molecular function: signaling receptor activity. The coding region runs from base 175 to 903 and encodes 242 amino acids.
UUUAAAAGCCUAACACCCUCUUCCUCCUGCCAUUCCCUGGCCUCUUUCCAUCCUCCUCCGCUGAGCCUCCGCCUGCUCCCAGACAGCCUCACUUCUUUCCCUAGGCUGCAGCCAGCAGAACCCCUAACCCGAUCGAGCCCAGAGCCCAGGGGGAUCAAGAACUUCAGCCCCAGGAUGUUGGCAACAUUGCUGCCGCUACUACUGCUGCCUGGCUGGGUCUUCUGUAGCCAGGAAGGCUCAGAGGGCCCACAGAGCCUCCACAUGCUCCAGAUCGCCUACUUCCAAGACCCCUAUCACGUGUGGUACCAGGGUAAUGCGUCGCUGGGUGGACAGCUGACACACACGCUGGAAGGCCUGGGAGACAACGUCACGAUCCUCCAACUGCAGCCCUUGGAGAAGCCCGAGAGCUGGGCACGCACAGAGAGCGGCCUGCAGCUCUACCUGCGCCAGUUCCAUGGCCUCGUGCGACUGGUGCAUCAGGAGCAGAAGCAUAGCGUCACCUUUCCUCUCAUCAUCCGCUGCUUCCUGGGCUGUGAGCUGCCUCCUGAGGGCUCAAAGGCCCAUGUCUUCUUUGAAGUGACUGUGAAUGGAAGCUCCUUUGUGAGUUUUCAGCCAGAGACAGCCCUGUGGGUGGCAGGCCCCCAGACACCCUCCAAAGUUGUCACUUACACCCUGCGGCAACUCAACGCCUACAAUCGUACUCGUUAUGAACUGCAGGAAUUCCUGCAGGAUACCUGUGUACAGUACGUGCAGCAAUACAAACAGAUCGCCAUAGAUAAUUCCAAAGGGAGCCAAAGAGGCCGCUCCUACACUUCACUGGUCCUGGGUGUCCUGGUGGGCAGUUUCAUCAUUGCUGGUGUGGCCGUGGGCAUCUUCCUGUGCACAGGUGGACGGCGAUGUUAAUUAUUCUCCAGCCCCCUCUGAGAAAGCUAGAUUGAUGGGGACUGGCAAGAGAAGGUCUCAGUCACGUGAAGUCAAACAGACUCUCCAGUUGGGACACCAUAUCCCAGAAGGUUUGAAGUGACAACUCCUUUCUUCUUCCAGAUCUUCCCACCAAGAGACAUGGGGAAGCUAAGGAGAUAAAGUACUUGGUUUGCUAAGAACCUAAGAACUUUCCACUUUAUUGAAUUGGUCUGAGAAGUGAGCGUUUAUCAAUCUUUGUGAAAAGCAAACAAUGGAGUUGGGGCAGGGAGUGUUUAUGACGGUUUGUCCUGAGAAGAGAGACAGAAUUGCCUGAGGUAUUCAAAACACAUAACCAAAUAAAACAAGUUGUCCACAACCAAAAUAAACAACAUUCAAUGCUUCCAGGUGUGUCCGACUUAGGAAGGGACACUGGUAUUAUAGAAGGAAAUAACCAGAGACAUGGUGGAAGUGUAAAAUCCAAGCAAUUUGGAAGCAAUGAGUUAUUAAUCAAUUAAAUAAUAUUAAUAAAUUUCUUGCUGGUGUACAAGACAUAAUCUCCCCCCUGCUUUAUGAAACUUCUGGAAUAGUGUCCUGAACAUCCUUGUUCUCCCUUCCUCUUCUCCAUCUCCCUCUUCAAUCCACUUUCUAGUCCAGCUUCUCUAAACUGCAGCAAGAUCACCAGUAACCUGUAAUUGUCUAACUCUCAUCCUCUAUGCUAUCUGCAACAUUUAACUUUAUGCAUUAGAGAACUCUUUUUUUAUUUAACUUAUAAGAGAUCAUACUUCUAAUUUACAAAAACUGUUCUGGCCACUCUUUUUCAAUCUCUUUGAUGAUGUCAUCUUACUCGAUUCACUCUGGACAUGUUGGCUUCCCUAGAAUGUCACUUUUUGACUUCUCUUGUUCACCUUAAAACUAUGCCCUUCCUGAGUGACCUCAAAUACCAUCUAUCUGUGGCUUCAGAUACCAUCUAUCUGUGGUGUGGUUUCCAUGGAAGAGCAAUAUUAUUUUAUCUUUAAGAGCAUGUGUUUUGUCAUCAGACUUGAGGUUUACUUCUUUGAGCCAGGAAUUUAACUUAUUCAAGUCUCAGUUUCUUAAUUCAUAAAAGAUAUAAUAAAAUAUACAGAAAGGUUGUAAGAAAAACAAUACCUACCUCAUAAAGGCAGUGUAAGUAUUAGAUAAUAUAUGUAGCAUAUAUAUUGUUGAUAAAUACAGCAAUGGCUGCAGACCUACAAACCUCCCAUCUGCCCUGAUUCUUGAAAAUCACCUUUACCUUAAUAUUUUGCAGACAUUUCAGAGUCAAUAUAGUCAAAAUUAAAUUUAUUAACUUUCUGCCCAAACUUGUUCUCUCUCUCUCUCCUGCUGUUUGCUGUUAGUAGGUAACAGAAUCACCAUCAAAUCAUAUAAAUGUAGAGACCUAAGUGUUACCCUUUAUUUACUCCCUCUUCUUAUACAAAACACAGUAUCUGUAGAAUCCAUUCCCUCCUUUCCACCCUAGUGUUUUUGUUCAAGAUACCAUAAUUCUUUUUUCUCUGUGUUAGGCACAGAAGUGUGCCACCCAGUUCAACCCCCAGUGAAGACUCACUGUUCACCUUCAGGGAAUAUAGCUAGCAGAGCGUCUCCUGUUGCUUUAGUGUCUGCCUUAGCUGCAAAGAGUAGUCCUGCAAAAGGGCUGCCCUCAUCUGGUAACUGAGCAAGACAGGGAUAUAAAGGUCAGCCAUUUGGGCCAACUGCAGGACAACUCUGAUGAGCAGUUAUUCACUCCAGAGCUCCCUGCCAGGUUGGCUGGGUCUUAAUUGGAUCUACAAUGCAGUUUUAGCUUCUCCAUCAGCUCAUUCCUGCUUCUUCCCUUUAGUAAACAUAUUGUACCUCAAACCCUUUUACUUCCAGAAAACUUGAUGUGUGUAUGCAUGAAUGCACACAGGUGUAUGGAUAUUUCUCUCUCUCUCUCUCUCUCUCUAUAUAUAUAUAUAUAUAUAUCUAUCUCUAUCUCCAUCUCCAUCUCCAUCUCUAUCUCCAUCUCUCCCUCUCCCUCUGUCUCUCAAAAUUGAGAAUUUUCCUCAAUAUUUUGCCUGGACCAUGCUGAUGCCCUCAUCCUAGGUUUUCUCUUCAUCUCUAGUUUCUCUGUUCUAAUGCAUCUCUCAUGCAUUAGAAAAAACCACAGACCUGAUGUCAUUUUUUAAAAAUCUCCCAUGCUUAAUUGAGUUAAUUUCAAAAUCCUCAAAUGAUAUUCAAGGCCUUGCACAAUGCGGCCCCAACCCCAAUUGCCUAAUUUUAUUUUCUACCAUUUCUCUCUACCCAAAUGUGCUCUGAGUUAUUUAUUUUAAAAGCAUAUUUCUAGGUGGAAAAAAUAAUCCAGCAAUCACAAUACAGUUUACAAAUAAAAGGAAAGUCCCCUAUUUUCUUUCUCCUCAAAUCCUUACCCCACAGAUAUGCUAAAUGCUUAGUUAAAAGCAUCAGAAACCAACUCUGCAAACUUAAGAGGGAAAUAAGUACAUUGGAAGGUCAGCAAGUAAUCCUCAGAGCUAAUGGGAAGAUCAGCUAAUCAAGAUCAGAAAAUAGAAUCAGGGAUCACAACCAUGCCACAAGAUUAGUCUAGUUAUGAAUACCACAGCAGGAACCACUGCCUCGAUCACCAAUGCCUGCUGCCAUCUCAAUGAGUUCUCCUCUGUCCCCUUUGCCUUCACAUCAUUUGUUCAAGAUUCAGAGUCCUGAGUGGGACUGUCCAAAUGACCACUCCUAGAUCAUGUUACCUUUGCCUUAGCAAUAAGGUAGGAGGAGGGUAACUUUGGUUUCUCUUAUGGGAAGUGGGACCCUGUCUCCCAUUAAGACUCUCACAGAAAACCUGGUAUUGUGGAACAUACUGUAAUCCCAGCAGCUCGGGAGGCUGAGGCAGGAGGAUUACAAGUUUAAGGUGAGCCUCAGCAACUUAGCAAGACCCUGUCUCUCUGUCUCAAAAUAAAAAAUAAAAGGAUCUAGGAA